AUGGCCAGCGCCGCGAAUCCACUGCUCCAGAGGCUACUGGAAGGAUACCGGCCGGCAUUCCGAGCUCAUCCAUCUGGGAAGGAGGCUUCGGCUUCCUUCGCGCUCUCGCCGCAGCAGCAGAUGUGCUACUACGAGAGGAAGCUUUUUAGCAGAAAUCUCAUUUUCUUGCUGGACCGGACCCUGGCUGACUGUUGCCUGUCGGUGGUCACCGCUUACCUGAACGCUACUUUCCUCCACGCCGUGCCGCCCGACGCGUCCAUCCACCUACGGGUCUGGCCGAAAAAGGUCGAUGGCCGAAAGGUGUAUCUCGCAGACAGUCAAGGCGAGCUGCUUGACGCGGUCCACGCGCAUGCCUUGAUUGUGGAGCCAAAACCGGGACAGCCGGGAACCCCCGGGGAUACUAGGUAA
Molecule: messenger RNA, 408 nt
Organism: Penicillium hordei
Lineage: Eukaryota; Fungi; Ascomycota; Eurotiomycetes; Eurotiales; Aspergillaceae
Exons: 1
Coding region: 1-408 (135 amino acids)
Source: RefSeq, a predicted model, not a curated record